Molecule: messenger RNA, 2738 nt
Organism: Pundamilia nyererei
Lineage: Eukaryota; Metazoa; Chordata; Actinopteri; Cichliformes; Cichlidae
Gene: klhdc8a
Product: kelch domain containing 8A
Exons: 9
Coding region: 519-1583 (354 amino acids)
Molecular function (GO): protein binding
Source: RefSeq, a predicted model, not a curated record
AUGAAUAUGAACUUGUGCGAUGAAAACUGGAGAUGAAUGCUUCAUCUCUGACCCACAUAAUGGCGAUAUAUCAGGCUGGGUAAACGGAUCUGAGCCGUGUUACCGCCUGCUCCUCCGCUGUGAGCUCCCGGUGCGGUGGGAGCUUUUAGCGGCGCGCCUCGUCUCUCAUCUUCCUCCGCCUGGACCUGACUCUCCUCUUCCAUCCUCUCUUCCUCUCUCCCUCUUUCCAUCUCGGUACCAGAGGGAGGAGAGGAGGGAAAAACUGAGGCGACACACGCCGGGAAAAGGGGCGACGGAAACGGGAAAAGUGAGGCUGAGAGAUUACCCAGAGCUUCCUCUGUGGGAUUCCAAACUGAAGGGCCCAGUGUGAGGUGGAAGACCAUCCAGAGGUGAGGAAACACACCUUUCAUCUUCUCAGCGUUCCCUGAAUAAUCCUGCCCUUAACUCUUCUCUGGAUCUGGGUCUCCGCCUACCUGUUCCCCAGCUCCCCAGAGAGUCUCCGACGGGGUGCCGAUGUCAUGGCGGUGCCCAGUGCCCAAGAGUUUCACUGGCAGAGCUUGGCUCGACUGCCCAGCGGCCGUGUCUAUCACACUCUGUCUGAAGUGGGGGGGCAGAUGUACAUGCUGGGGGGCUGUGACGCUGCAGGAAGGCCAUGUCCAUCCCUGGAGCUCUACUCCCCAGAGGGGGACCGGUGGAUAAGCUUGCCCCCUAUGCCCACUCCUCGUGCUGGGGCAGCUGUGGCAGUUAUGGGAAAGCAGAUCCUGGUGGUGGGAGGAGUGGGAGAGGACCAGAGCCCUCUGAAGGUGGUGGAGAUGUAUAACACAGAGGAGGGGAGGUGGAGGAAGAGAAGUGCUCUACGGGAGGCACUGAUGGGUGUAUCCAUUACAGUGAAAGAUGGCCGUGCUCUGGCUCUUGGGGGAAUGUGUGCAGACCUGCUUCCCCGUAGUAUCCUGCAGCAGUAUGACCUUCGAAAGGACGUGUGGGCGCUACUUCCUUCCAUGCCGACCCCACGCUACGAUGCUAACACACAUCUGCUUGGCAAUAAGCUCUAUGUGGCAGGUGGCCGUCAGUGUAAGCGACCGUUAAAGGCCUUUGAGGUGUACGACACAGAGACGCGAUCUUGGACUACGCUACCCAUGAUGCCAUGCAAACGUUCCUAUGGGGGUGUGAUAUGGGACCCAGCUGGCAGGCUGUGCCUGUUAGGAGGACUGCGGCAGGGCGGGGGACACCAAAGCUCCAAGUUCACCAAGAACGUCAAUAUUUUUGACACCAACCAAGGCACCUGGCUGAAGUCAGAGGAGACAGUGGCGAUGAAAACAAAGAGAGCUGACUUUGCUGCUGCCUUCCUGCGUGGACGGAUGGUGGUCGCAGGAGGACUUGGUCAUGAGCCUUCAGCACUAGACACUGUGGAGGCCUUUCAUGCUCAGAAGAAGAAGUGGGAAAGGUUGGCUCCAAUGAACUUCCCCAGAUGUUCCGCUUCUUCUAUCGUCAUCAGAGACCGCCUCCUGGUAGUGGGAGGAGUCAACCAGGUUCCCAGCUCGGCACACGAGAUCCUCUACAUUAAAGAAGAAGAGUAUCUGUAGCCUGUAGCGACUGACGCCCAGAUGAUCGCAGAUGAGCCGUGAUUCCACUUCCUCCUUCCCGAACACCCGUUGUGACUGUAGUGCAAUAUUUAAGAACCAUCACAAACACUGAGAAAUGAGUGCAAGUCUGGCUGCCUGAUGUAAUGUAUCGGAUAAGACUGCCCCCUGCUGGGCGUAACUGGCACUGAGCCCCACAUGUCAGCACACAGAUGCACAAUGGAGGAGCUGGCUCUUUCUUUUUACCGAGCUGAUCCUUGAUACCUUUAUGUAUGCAACACUUCUACAUUGUACACUGUAGUGCAUACUUGAGGAAGGAACUAUUUUGUAGCUAUCGUGUCUAUUCCUGUGGACAGAAGAUACGUGGAAGAUGUAUUUAUAUUGCAUAUAUAGCGGUUUCAUAUCUGCAUUCAUUUGAUUUACGUGUAGCUUGCCGACUAUUGAGCAAGGGUAGAUUUCAAUUUAGCUAAAUGACACAACUGCAAUCCUUAUCUCUAAUUUAAUAUGAUCUAGAAACAGUUGAGUGUUUGGUUAAUAAAAUAUUCAGUAACAACAUUUGCACUGAAUCAGUCAACACUGAGUGGGAGCUUUGCCUUCAAUUAUUUCUAGUGUAAUGUGUUGUAGUAAUUACACUCAGAAUGCUGUAAUAAAACUCCUCCGUGCUGUAAUAGUGCACAUUUGUGGCCAAAUGUAACACUUUGCAUCCAUGAAAUGAGACUUGUGUUAAAUAACCGUGUUUUUUGUGGUUAAACUAGUUACUGAAUUGCUGUUAUAAGCAAAGGAAGGAAUCCUGUGGGACUUACAGGAUGAUUGUAGACGUUUUAUUCCUGCAGCAAUACACUUUCUCUGCGUUUUAUAAUGUUGUGUAGUGCAGUAAUAUUGUAGUCGUCUCACUCAGGUUAUGUUCUAGGUUGACUUUUGUUUGUCUGUUCUUGUAGCUAACAACAAAAUCAUCUCUUUGGUUUAUGUUCUGUGACAGAUGAUUAAUCUGUGGAGUUUUUAUAUUAAUUGUGAUGACAGUUAAGCCUUUGCAAAAUGUUAUCUCAGUCUGCACCGUGAUCAUGGUCAGUCAUCGUUCCUACAUCCGAUCAUGCCACACUAUAGUGUAAACAUGUCAUAUUCAGUGAAAUAAAAGUUUGUAUUACACCUUUUUCCCCA